This is a messenger RNA of Exophiala viscosa, 1663 nucleotides long. Its product is annotated as dCMP deaminase. Lineage: Eukaryota; Fungi; Ascomycota; Eurotiomycetes; Chaetothyriales; Herpotrichiellaceae. The coding region runs from base 305 to 1480 and encodes 391 amino acids. The record is from RefSeq and is a predicted model, not a curated record. Gene Ontology annotation, molecular function: hydrolase activity; zinc ion binding. Gene Ontology annotation, cellular component: cytoplasm. The transcript has a single exon.
UGUCAUUUGACCUUUGUUAUCUGCCAAAUGACCACUUUACGCGUAAAAGAGACGCGUCCACCUGAUAUCGAGUUUGCAUGUGAAGAGCGAGUCCAGCCGACCAGCCAUACCGACAUCGACUGUCCAGUGACUAUCUCACGAAUAAGCGUGAAGAGCAUCUAUCAGUGGCGGUUCAAAACAGUGUUCAAAGCAGUUGAAAGACCGAGGAACCAGCAUCAAAUCGGCCAUUCGGCACCUAUAUGGAACAAACCACAAAGCAGUGCUAGAACUCAGCCAUUCUUGAAGGUUGAUAAGAGCCGUAAUCAUGCUAAUCGGCAUCACCGGCUCAAUCUGCUCCGGCAAACACACCACAGCAGAAUACCUAGUCCAACACCACGGCUUUCUACGUCUUCACCUCCCAACACCAUCACAACUACAACCUCUUCCCAACCACUCCAGUGCCGACUCCAACGGCACGUCAGAAGAGGCUCGAGCACAAUUCCUCCCAAGCGUGACAGAUCAAAAGGGCACACGAGGCCUCACAUUCCCCGACGUCGACAGUCUCCUCGAGUUCGUCACCAAGCGUUGGCGCGAACACUGGGUUCUGACAGACAUCUACGACGAAGCUACCCUCGAAUUACUCUUAAGACGACCGUUCUUCUUGUUACUCAACGUCGAUGCACCAGUUGGUGUACGGUAUCAACGCUUCUGUGAGCGCUGUCGUCGCCGGUCCCUCACCCCCCUGCCCCUCGAAGUCUUCAUAUAUCAUAACGACCUCCAACUCUAUGGCUCACGAAGUCUCGCUUCUUCAUCAACACAAUCAACCACCAACUCUCCUCCCGCAAGCACAGCUAGCGCGACAGGAACAAUCCACCUCCUCGCCCGUUCCCACGUACAGAUCCUCAACGCCCACCCCACUCUCGAGGCGUACCACUCUUUCCUCGCAACCCUCGACCUCCCCAGUCCCAUACGUCUUCGCCCAACGUGGGACGCCUACUUCAUGACCCUCGCUUCCCUGGCAUCCCAACGCUCAAAUUGCAUGAAACGCCGCGUCGGGUGCGUCCUAGUGCACAACGCCCGGAUCAUUAGUACAGGGUACAACGGCACACCGCGCAAUCUGACGAAUUGUAACGAAGGAGGUUGUGCGCGGUGUAACAGCGCCUCAUCAGGCGGAUCCGCAUUGUCGACGUGCCUAUGUCUUCACGCGGAAGAGAAUGCUCUCCUCGAGGCUGGCCGCGAACGAAUUCGUGAGGGAAGUGUCUUGUACUGCGAUACGUGUCCUUGCUUGACCUGCUCCGUGAAAAUCGCGCAGGUGGGCGUCAAGGAGGUUGUUUACAGUCAGGGAUACAACAUGGACGAUGCAACUCGGCGCGUGCUCAAAGAGGCCGGAGUCGGGUUGAGACAGUUCAUACCGCCGAAGAGUGGACUCGUGGGCUUCUCAAUAGACGACAGCGAGGGAACGGAAUUAGUCGUUCGAAACGGUACAAAGCUAAACUAUUGACAGUAACAAAACCCAUGGGUAUUGGUGACAACCGCUAAAACCUGUUGCAUGUGAAGACAGUAUUCAUGACCAGAUAAUCUAGGACCAUUCUAAGGCUUGUGGCCAGCUUGUCUUUCCAAUCCUUCAUGAGACAGUGGCUUGUCUGCUUGUGGCUCGACAUAUCUACGCUCUUCCAGUGUACCC